Molecule: messenger RNA, 1022 nt
Organism: Cuscuta campestris
Lineage: Eukaryota; Viridiplantae; Streptophyta; Magnoliopsida; Solanales; Convolvulaceae
Source: the annotation of a GenBank genome assembly
GGAACCGUCGCUUCAUUUCCGGAUCCUUCUUCUCCAACGACCCGGAAAUAUUACUCUGCAUUUUAGCCUCAAUUCCCCUGUCAACGAAAUCACAGAAAACCAGAUCUCAGAUCGAAUCGACAAUGGCGUUAGAGUGGGUUGUGCUAGGCUACGCCGCCGGGGCAGAGGCGGUCAUGCUUCUCCUGCUAACCCUACCGGGCAUCAACCCGCUCAGGAAGGGCCUCAUCAGCGUAAUCCGGAGCCUCCUGAAACCCUUCCUGUCGAUCGUCCCCUUCUGCGUCUUCCUCUUGAUGGAUAUCUACUGGAAAUACGAGACGCAUCCCGCCUGCGAGUCGCCGGGAUCGUGUUCCCCCUCCGAGCACCUCCGCCACCAGAAGUCGAUGGUCAAGUCUCAGCGCAACGCCCUCCUCAUCGCCGCCGCCCUCGUCUUUUACUGGCUCCUCUUCUCCGUCACCGGUCUCGUCCUCCGCGCCGAACAGCUCAGCGAUCGCUUGGAGAAGAUGAAGAAGAAUCAGGAUUGAUUUUGCUCCAAAGGUCGGAUAAGAUAAGCAGUACAUUUCAUUUAUUAGGGUUUUUUUUUAAAUUUCAUCUAAUUUCUACAGUUCUGAGACUUCUUGCUUAAGGUUCAAAUAUUAGGGGAACAUAUUUUGAAUAAUGUCAAAAAAAGAAAAAAAAACAAUUACAGUAUGUUAUUUCUGCAGAUUUUCAUUUCUUUAGAUUCUGAAAAGGAUAUUUUGGCUUUCACAAGUAAUAACCGUUUGAUUUUCCAUAACAACUAAGGGCUUGUUUGGCAACCAUGGCUACCUAUCCGCAAUGUUUUGUGUUUAGCUUUAAAAACAACACUGGCUUUAAUCGAAAAAAUUAUUCCCAAAAAAUCCACCAUUCAUGGGCAAGGAGAAACAAGAUUGGGUGGACUUUUUUGUUUGUUGCCAUGCAGUUUGUUGCCCGUUUGACACCUACUUUUUUGUAAUUGGUUUGAAGCAAGUGAUCAUUCGAUUAUGUAGUAAAACUGUACCAAAACC